UGUCGUGAGGAUCGCACGUCGUUUCGCUUAAAAAAAAUUUCGAUCUCGUGCUUUGUUUCACAGAAAAGAAAUAUGUUAUAACUUUUGAAUUUCUCAAUUGAAACCCUCGUCCGUUUUAGUACUAAUUAUAUUGAUUAUUGAUUUAUUUUAUUGUUUGUGGUGAAUAAACAGAUCACAUUGUGGAGAAUUGUAUUCAGUUUUGUGCCAGUGUUCCUAUAUUUUCAUGGAUGUUUUGAACGCUUCAGGAUAUUGUCAUUUUUAAAGGUACGCGACAUGUAAACUUCAUUGCGAAUUGAAGGCGUUUGGCGCGGCGUGAACGGCGGGCCGCGCCAUGGGUAACAAGUGUUGCAGCCGCCGACAUGACGCCGAGAGACCUCCUGUGUACCCUCACAAGAACGAGCCCGGUUUCACAACGUGCCCCGUGUCUUUUGACACGCGGUACACUGGCGAGCCAAACACCAGGCAACCGUCGCGACCUCCUGUUGACGUCGUAAGAACGACAACAAAAUGCAUAUCAAACGGCGGUCGUCGAGUCGUAAAAGCCCUGUGCGAGUAUACGGCUCGAGCGGACUCCGACAUCUCGUUUCACAAGGGCGACCGCAUGGAAGUCCUCAACAGUUCGGAGCCGGAUUGGUGGAUGGUGUUCCAUCUGACCACGAGGAGGGAAGGCCUGGUUCCAGUCAAUUACGUCGCCGAAGAGAGUUCAGUGGAAUGUGAAGAGCAGUCAUGUUGCAGCUGGUUCUUUCCUCACGUGUCGAGGAAGGAGGCCGACAAACUCCUCCUAGCCGAGAGCAACCCCCGGGGUACUUUCCUCGUCCGACCGGCGGAGCACAACCCUCACGGCUUCAGCUUAAGCGUCAAAGAUUGGGAAGACGGAAGGGGCUACCACGUGAAACAUUAUAAAAUAAAGCCGCUCGACAAAGGCGGCUUUUAUAUCGCCACAAACCAAACUUUCCCGAGCUUACCCGCGCUCGUCAUGUCGUAUACGAAAAAUGCAUUAGGGCUGUGUCACGUCCUGGCCCGGCCUUGCCCGAAGCCCGAGCCGCAGAUCUGGGACCUCGGGCCCGAACUGCGGGACAAGUGGGAGAUACCCAGGAUGGAAAUACAACUCAUUAGGAAACUCGGUCAAGGAAACUUCGGCGAAGUCUAUUACGGGAAAUGGAGGAAUAAUAUUGAGGUUGCCGUGAAGACUCUCCGCGAGGGCACAAUGUCGACUCAGGCCUUCCUGCAAGAGGCGGCGAUCAUGAAGAAGUUCCGGCACAACAAGCUGGUCGCCCUGUACGCCGUCUGCUCGCAGCAGGAGCCGGUCUACAUCGUCCAGGAGUACAUGAGCCGCGGCUCCUUACUGGAGUUCUUGAGGAACGGCGAAGGGAAGUUCCUCCAGUUCGAGGACCUAGUUUACAUAGCGGCCCAGGUCGCCUCCGGUAUGGAGUAUCUCGAAUCGAAAAUGCUGAUUCACAGAGACCUGGCCGCUCGGAAUGUGCUCAUCGGGGAGAACAAUACCGCCAAAAUAUGCGACUUCGGUCUCGCCAGGGUGAUAGAAGACAACGAAUACUGCCCCAAGCAAGGCUCUAGGUUCCCAGUCAAAUGGACCGCCCCCGAAGCUAUAAUAUACGGGAAGUUCUCCAUCAAAAGCGACGUAUGGUCGUAUGGCAUUCUCUUAAUGGAGCUUUUCACAUACGGGAAGAUUCCGUACCCGGGACUGCACGGAAAGGACGUCAUCGACAAAAUCGAGAUCGGCUACCGGAUGCCGAAGCCGAUAGACGUGUACCUGCCGGACGCCAUAUACGGGCUGAUGCUGCAGUGCUGGGACGCGGUGCCUGAGAAGCGGCCCACCUUCGAGUUCCUCAAUCAUUACUUCGAAUCGUUUACGGUGACCAGCGAGAUGCCGUACAAGGAGGUACACGAUUGAUGCUGUGAUAUAGUGACGUAUAGGACGUUCGUUCUCUGACAUUACGAGGGUAGGUGUGUAUCGAUUUAAAUACGCGUUAGUACGAUCAAUAUCGAUACGCUAAUCGAUUAAGCGAAUGCUUCUUACAAUGAUUUUAAUAGCGGUGGUAGGACGUGACGUAACGAGCUAUAAUAGUAUAACGAUUAAUAAAAUGCGAUUGAGACUUUGGCCUCACUUCUCAAAGUGGUUGGCGGCGUUCACAGCGCACUCUCGGUAAGCCGUCAUGUACCCACAUCGACGCCUAAAACGAUAAUUUAGUUCAUUGAUGUUCGUUGUUGUAAUAAAUAAUGCUGCUGUUUUAUAAAUCGAUUGAAUAGUGUUGCGAUUCGCACUCGACGCAUCAUCGACUAGAGAGACGUUUAGUAAUUUUUAUACUCUGAUGCAAUAUUUAUAUAACAAUACAGGUAUGUGUGAGCUUGGCCGGUGGCUUUCACUCCCAUUAAUGGGUUCGUUGAGAAAUUUGAUAAGAUAUUUAGCCUAAGCCGAAUCGACUCGCAUCGUUUUGUACCAAAACACAUUUACAAUAAUAUAUUAUAAUUUAUAUUCCCUGAAAACAUUAUAAAACUGUAAAUUGACGUGAAUUAUUUUACAAAAACGAAUCUAAGCGAACUUUAAACUUCUCAAGCACAGCCCUAUUAAAAACACCAUUUUGGAAUUUUUAUAAAUCUUAAAAACUAUCGACAUCACCAUGAGAUUUUUAUUAACCCUUAAAUUCACUUUUUUUUAUUUAUUGUUAAUUAUUUUUAUGUUGUAAAAUAUUUGUAGAUUUAGAUUAGAGAAACGAUGAAAAUUGAAUUGAUGUUUGAAAAUUCUAAAAAAAAGUACAUAAUUGAGUCGACUAUUAUCAAAGCCGGCAAUGUGACUUUUGGACAAUUAUUGUUAAAUCAGAAAAACGAAUUAUUGAC
Messenger RNA from Bombyx mandarina (wild silkworm), 2856 nucleotides. It is a transcript of the gene Src64B, whose product is annotated as Tyrosine-protein kinase Src64B. The record is from RefSeq and is a predicted model, not a curated record. Gene Ontology annotation, biological process: protein phosphorylation. NCBI's taxonomy places the organism in Eukaryota, Metazoa, Arthropoda, Insecta, Lepidoptera, Bombycidae. Gene Ontology annotation, molecular function: protein binding; ATP binding; protein tyrosine kinase activity.